This is a messenger RNA of Chelmon rostratus (copperband butterflyfish), 2465 nucleotides long. It is a transcript of the gene dram1, whose product is annotated as DNA-damage regulated autophagy modulator 1. Bases 213 to 929 code for a protein of 238 amino acids. The transcript is spliced from 7 exons. Gene Ontology annotation, cellular component: lysosome. Gene Ontology annotation, biological process: regulation of autophagy. The record is from RefSeq and is a predicted model, not a curated record. Lineage: Eukaryota; Metazoa; Chordata; Actinopteri; Chaetodontiformes; Chaetodontidae.
UGCGUGGGCCGGUCUGCUCACAGACAGUCGUUUUGGGGAAGAGAUUACUGUAAAAGCUAAGAUCAUCUUCGCUCACGCCGCCAUGUGACUGUCAGUAACAGACCAGCAGACUCGGUCCUGUUCCUGAGCUGCCACUCAGACCUGGUCUCACCCUGCAUGGCACCGCGCUAGCACCGUUUUUCUCUCGGUUUCGCGUCAAAGAUCCGUCCAAGAUGUUCUGGUUCAUGCAAGGUCUGUGCUUUCUGCCAGCGUUUUUGGUCAUCUGGUCCUCCGGCACUUUCAUCAUUUCCUACAUUAUUGCGCUCUUCAGACACGAUGUGGACGUAAUCUUUCCCUACAUAAGUGACACCGGUGCAAACCCCCCAGAGAGCUGCAUCUUCGGCCUGAUGACAUUCAUUUCUGCGUGCGCAGGAAUCGCCACCAUAUAUGCCAGGUACAAGUUUGUGGAGAAGCUGCACGAGGGCACAAGAGUGGUGGGCCCGAGUCUCAAUAAGGCCGCCCUUCUGGUUGGGAUGGUGUCCUGUUUGGGCAUGUGUAUUGUUGCAACCUUCCAGGAAACAGCGGUUACGGUUGCACAUGAUGUGGGAGCUCUGCUGUUCUUUGUCUCCGGUGUCGUUUACACAAUCCUCCAGUCCAUUAUAUCAUAUAGUGCCUAUCCAUUUGGGUCCUCCAUGAGUGUGUGUCGAGCACGCUUGGGGAUCACCAUCAUUGCAACUUUGGCCUUUUUCCCCACUGUCAUCUGUGCAUUCUUUGUGAAACAAACCACACUGCACAGAGACACAGGCGACAGGGACUAUCCCUUCCACUUAGCCAGUGCUGUGUGCGAGUGGACCGUUGCCUUCAGCUUCAUCUGCUUCUUCCUCACAUACAUCAACGAUUUCAAACUGUUUACCUUACGAGUGCAAACAGAGUACGAGGACUUGUCUUGAUCGAUCUCCAACUGCCGGCGAACCUUUCUAUGAAUAUCAGUAUUUUGAAAUUUAAAUGCGUGCUGCCUUUAUUUUUUAUAGAUUUCAUAGAUUUUAUAUACAUUUGCAUUUUACACUGCAAGGCUUUUAAACGAUUUUGUGUUUUCUAUGACUUGACUGAAUUUAUGGAUAGAAUCCAGUACAUUGUUAUUUAUAAGAGCUGGUUGUCUGUCAGCUGUGAUGUUUGAGAGGAAAAAGUUGACCGUGACCUGUGUCUUUAUACUUACUUUACAAUCUCAGACCAUUUUAUAAGUGUACUUACUGCCAUGGUGUUCGGUCAAACGUCACUUUGCACUUUGCUCUUGACUGUUGCCACAUCAGUGUGACACGUCCUGUUAAACCUGUGACUACUAAUAAGAGAAGUUCAUCUCACAGUGAGCACAUGAUCGCUGCACAUGUGGUUCAAUGAGAAUACCACUCAAACCAAUACCAAGUUUGUCUGUUGGUACACGGCAGCACUUAUCUCUGAUACUGUAUGUAGUUGCUCAUUUUAUGCUGAAAAAUGACUGCAAAUGGCAUUAUUACUCAAUCCUUAUUGGAAGUUUUUAUUUUCAGCUUUUUCCAAUUGUGUUUUCUUUGGAUCUUUACUAUUGUGAGCACAAAGUAGGGUGGAAACACUCUAUGGAUCCUCCAGGUCAGAGUUCUGGUGUCUUUGGAGUUGCUGCACACAGCUACUGCUAAGUGGUUUCAGCUGAUACUGCGAUGUGGUUUAACAGUGCAGCUAUGGAUUCGAUUUUGCAUGUCUGCAGCCUGUAGACAGUUAAUGCAAUGGGAAUUACACUUGUUCUUUGCCUUAGAGCAGUGGUUGGCUUGUGACCCCUCGUCACAGGUUAGCGUGGACAAAUUGUUUAAUUAAUGGGAUUUUCCGGGGCCUUAAGAGGCUACAGUUACAUCAUUUAACAUGUAAAAUGUAAUCAUGUGAGAAAAAGCGCCCCAGGUUGGGAGUCACUGCUUUAUACUGUAGCCAUUAUUUUGCAAUUGUAUAAGUAACAUCAUGGUGGAAACUAGAAAAACCAAGUGCACAAGCAGAGAAGCUGUGAAGCCCUCUGAGACAAUGAAACUGCCUCAACACCUGGAAAAAUAAAUAAAUACGCUUAUUUAACUACCUUCAACAUAUUCCUCUCACAGGCUGAGAAAAGGGGGUCGGACUUUUGUGUCAUAGCGUUGGUGUCACCCAAAUUUAAGAUUACUAGUUCAUCAGCUUAUGUAUUUCAGUGGCCGGUACUUUCGAGGCAUUCCUUUUUUGAUCCUGUCUCUAACUGGUGAUUAGCAGAAACUCCAAAGAGAAAAUCCUGUGCUGUAAUGUGUAAGUGGACAGAAUGGAGGUCACAUGAACACAAACUAUUCACCUGUUCACUACAGAGACUGUAUUUUCAUGGGAAAGUAUUUUUUUUUAUCAAAUUACUUUGUAUUGGUACUGUUUUGCUUAUAACAUACUAGACUGUACAGAUUAUGAUGACUUGCAAAAUAAAGACACAUUUUUUUUUAACAAAACAG